ACUGCAACAGAAGUUGUUUCUCUCUCUAGGGUUUCCCUCUCCCCCACCGUACUUUAAUCGGAUCGCUGCCGUUCCCGGCGUCACUCCGAUAACUCGCCGACAUGAAACUCACAGUGAAGACUUUGAAAGGGAGCCAUUUCGAAAUCAGGGUUCAGCCCUCCGACACUGUUAUGGCUGUCAAGAAAAAUAUCGAAGAUGUACAAGGCAAAGAUAAUUACCCAUGUGGACAGCAAUUGCUAAUUCAUAAUGGCAAGGUUUUGAAGGAUGAAACUACGUUAGUGGAGAACAAAGUCUCUGAAGAUGGAUUUCUCGUUGUCAUGCUAAGUAAAAGUAAAACAUUGGGUUCUGCUGGGGCUUCAUCUGUUCAGUCUGCUAGUAAUCCUUCUACAACUAUAUCAACAUCAAAUUCCACACCUGCUCCUCCACCUCCAAUACAAACUCAGGCUGCUAACAACAGUACAUCUGGCACUGAUGCCACAACUACAAAUGUGUCUGCAGAUACUUAUGGUCAGGCUGCUUCAAAUUUAGUUGCUGGUAGUAAUCUUGAACAGACUAUUCAACAAAUUAUGGACAUGGGUGGUGGUAACUGGGACAGAGAUACAGUUAGUCGUGCUCUUAGGGCAGCUUAUAACAAUCCAGAGCGUGCUAUCGAUUACUUGUAUUCUGGAAUCCCUGAAGCUGCAGAAGUUGCUGUGCCAGUUCCUCACUACCCAGGUAGUCAGACUACUGAAACAGCUGGGAUUUCUGCUGGAGCAGUUCCUGGAGCACCUAACUCAUCUCCAUUAAAUAUGUUUCCACAGGAGGCAAUUUCUGGUACUGGUGCUGGACUUGGAUCUCUAGAUUUCCUUAGAAACAAUCCCCAGUUUCAAGCAUUGCGUUCAAUGGUGCAAUCCAAUCCACAAAUUCUACAGCCUGUUCUUCAGGAACUUGGUAAGCAGAAUCCCGGUCUUCUAAGACUGAUUCAGGAACAUCAUGCGGAGUUUCUCCAGUUGAUAAAUGAACCUGUUGACGGUUCUGAAGGAGAUAUAUUUGACCAGCCAGAGCAAGACAUGCCUCAUGCCAUCAAUGUUACUCCAGCUGAGCGAGAGGCAAUCGGAAGGCUUGAGGCUAUGGGAUUUGAUAGAGCCUCAGUCAUAGAGGCAUUUUUGGCAUGUGACCGUGAUGAGCAAUUGGCAGCCAACUACUUAUUGGAGAAUGCUGGAGAUUUUGAGGAUUAAGUCACUAACCUACACUCUCGGGGAAGGAAAUAACUGCUGAUUUCCUGGCGAAGCUUGGAGUUAGAAGCUCAACCUCUCUAAAAAUGUACAACUCCCCUCCCCCAGGCUUGGGUCCUUGUUUGCUUGCAAAUGCCAUGGUGGUGAUUCUGCUGCGGCUUUAGUUGUUAUUUCUCGUUUUCUUUUCCUUUCUGAUGUAACCCCCCAAAAAAAUCACUAACCUGCAUACACUGUUUCAUAGUUUUGCUCGACCUCCUUUAUGUUUAAUUUUGUUUAAAUUAAAUGUGUCUUUCUUGGAAAUUUUAUUGGUAGGGUUUGGAUUCGGGUUUGAUUGGCUUAUGUCAUCGAACAAUAGACUAUUACAUUGAUUUUAGAAUCCGGUUUACGAGAUCAUUUGUAAGUUAUUUACUGGUACCAUUUUACGUGACACAAAUAUUAGAUUUCUGCGUAGCAACUGCUGCUGCUACU
This is a messenger RNA of Abrus precatorius (Indian licorice), 1682 nucleotides long. Its product is annotated as ubiquitin receptor RAD23b-like. Bases 102 to 1217 code for a protein of 371 amino acids. The transcript is spliced from 12 exons. Gene Ontology annotation, molecular function: polyubiquitin modification-dependent protein binding; proteasome binding; damaged DNA binding. The record is from RefSeq and is a predicted model, not a curated record. Gene Ontology annotation, cellular component: nucleoplasm; cytosol. Gene Ontology annotation, biological process: nucleotide-excision repair; proteasome-mediated ubiquitin-dependent protein catabolic process. Lineage: Eukaryota; Viridiplantae; Streptophyta; Magnoliopsida; Fabales; Fabaceae.